This is a messenger RNA of Bradysia coprophila, 1338 nucleotides long. It is a transcript of the gene Snr1, whose product is annotated as SWI/SNF related, matrix associated, actin dependent regulator of chromatin, subfamily b, member 1. The record is from RefSeq and is a predicted model, not a curated record. NCBI's taxonomy places the organism in Eukaryota, Metazoa, Arthropoda, Insecta, Diptera, Sciaridae. Gene Ontology annotation, cellular component: nuclear chromosome. Gene Ontology annotation, biological process: chromatin remodeling.
GUCGAUAAACUAUUUUGUUGUAGAUCGAUAGCUUCGUCUUUCAUUUUUGUUGUCUCAAUUUCUCGGUGAAUUAAAAUUUUCUCAAAUUAAUCACAGAUAAACGGAAAAAAGAGCCCCUAAAAUGGCGUUACGCACCUACGGCGAUAAACCAAUGAGCUUCCAGCUCGAAGAGAAUGGUGAAUUUUACUAUGUUGGAUCGGAGGUCGGAAACUAUCUACGAAUGUUUCGUGGCUCCUUGUACAAAAAGUAUCCGGGAAUGAUUCGGAAAACAUUGACGAAUGAGGAACGCAAGCGCUUGGCCGAAUCGGGCAUUAGUAGUCACUUGUUGGCUAGCUCAGUGUCACUGCUUCGAACAGUUGAAGUGGACGAAAUUAUUGGCGGCAAUGACGACAAAUACAUUGUUAGUAUACAGGAACCACCGCCAGUACGAGAAACUAAAUCCAAGAAGCCACAACCAUGGGUACAAACAAUGCCAAAUUCGAGUCAUCUCGAUGCCGUGCCACAAGCCACUCCGAUUAACCGAAAUCGCGUGCUAACCAAAAAAGUUCGAACGUUUCCGAUGUGCUUCGAUGAUACCGACCCGACGAUCAGUUUGGAAAACGCUUCGCAUCCGGAAGUAUUGGUUCCAAUUCGAUUGGACAUGGAGUUGGAAGGACAAAAAUUGCGGGACACAUUUACGUGGAACAAGCACGAGAGUAUGAUUGCGCCAGAACAAUUUGCCGAGAUUUUAUGCGACGACCUGGACCUGAAUCCCGUACCAUUCGUUCCGGCCAUUUCGUUGGCCAUUCGUCAACAGCUAGAAGCAUUCCCGAACGAACCGAGCAUUUUGGAGGAGAGCUGCGACCAGCGAGUCAUCAUCAAGUUAAACGUUCACGUCGGAAACACAUCGUUGGUGGAUCAGAUCGAGUGGGACAUGUCGAGCAAGGACAACAAUCCCGAAGAAUUUGCGAUGAAACUUUGCGCCGAACUCGGUUUGGGCGGUGAAUUCGUGACAGCCAUUGCGUAUUCGAUACGAGGACAAUUGUCUUGGCAUCACCGAACGUAUGCGUUCAGCGAAGCACCUCUACCCACUGUUGAAGUUCCAUUCCGAGCCACCAGUGAUGCGGACGCCUGGGCACCAUUCUUGGAAACGUUAACCGAUGCUGAGAUGGAGAAGAAAAUCCGCGACCAAGAUCGUAAUACACGUCGAAUGAGGCGGUUAGCUAACACGACGCCGGGAUGGUGAAAGGAUUGAAUUCUCAAGAAAAGAAACUUUUUUUUUAUAUUUAGUGUGUUGUCAAAUCAUCGGUCUUUCGAAUGGAACUUAAUUGAGUCAAUAAAAAUGUCUCAGUCUCAUUC